This is a messenger RNA of Encephalitozoon romaleae SJ-2008, 1170 nucleotides long. Its product is annotated as 26S proteasome regulatory complex component. NCBI's taxonomy places the organism in Eukaryota, Fungi, Microsporidia, Unikaryonidae. The transcript has a single exon. Gene Ontology annotation, biological process: ubiquitin-dependent protein catabolic process. Gene Ontology annotation, molecular function: structural molecule activity. Gene Ontology annotation, cellular component: proteasome regulatory particle, lid subcomplex. The record is from RefSeq and is a predicted model, not a curated record. The coding region runs from base 1 to 1170 and encodes 389 amino acids.
AUGAUUGAUGAAUUGAAGAACAUAGUAGGAAGCAAAGAGGCAACCCUUGAGGAGAAGGAAGAGGCAGUUCUUGAGAUCUUUAGGGUCCUCAUUUCAAAAGGAGAUUAUCACGAAAUAGGGUGUGUCAUCAUGUCGUUGAAGGGGGUUUGGGAAGACAUAACAACUCCUCGGAUCACCAAGAUCAUAAGAAGGCUUUUUGAAAUGAUUCCAUAUUCUCAAGACAACUUCGAGCAUGUCUUGAAGCUCCUUACUGUUCUUGUGGAAUGGGCAGACAAAGAAAACAAGAAGAUGCUUCGCCUUGAUCUUGAGUGCAAGAGGAUAUAUGCCCUACUGAAGACAGAAAAGUAUUCGGAGGCGUUAGCACAGAUAGGUCCUGUAGCCCAUGAGCUUAAGAAGUAUGAUGAUAAGAUCAAUCUUAUAACUCUAUAUGUAUACGAGAGCAAAGCUUUCUAUGAGAUAAAGAGCAUCUCAAAGUCAAAGUCAUCUCUAACAUCAGCAAGGGUCUUGGCUGUUUCUGCAUAUUGUCCGCCACAGCUUCAGGCACAAAUAGAUCUUCUAAGUGGAAUCUAUAUAUGUGACGAGAGGAACUACGGUGUGGCAUCCUCUUACUUUAUAGAAGCGCUUGAAGGUUUUACAUUAGGGAAGAUGCCUUCUGAGGCCUGUGUAUCGUUGAGGUAUCUUAUCUUAUCCAAAAUCAUGGCUGGCAAGAGAGAAGAGAUCAAUACUGCGAUGAAGAAUAAGAACACCUUCAAGCACCUAGAUGAUGAGGUCAUUAAAGUCUUACUUAGGGUCAGCGAUAGUUUUGGAAACAGGGACUUGAGGUCAUAUAGCGAUGUCCUACAACGCUAUGCCGAACAGCUACGUUGUGAUUCAUUUGUCUGGAGUCAUUUACAGUACCUAUAUGAUGUUCUCCUUGAUAGGAACAUAAUCAAGAUAAUUGAACCUUACUCUGUUGUUCGGAUCAACUUCAUAGCUGAUGUAUUAGGGUUUGAAGCAGACAUUAUUGAGAAGAAGCUCAGAAAGAUGAUAUUGGACAAGGUUGUUGACGGUACUCUUGAUCAUAUAGAUGAGUGUUUAAUCCUGCAUGGAGAACGACCUGACAAUUUCUUUGCAGAUGAAUGUAUGAAGCAAGCCAAGGCACUGGACUGUAUAGUCUCUUCCCGCCAUUAA